Messenger RNA from Hibiscus syriacus, 900 nucleotides. Its product is annotated as thaumatin-like protein. The transcript has 2 exons. Lineage: Eukaryota; Viridiplantae; Streptophyta; Magnoliopsida; Malvales; Malvaceae. Gene Ontology annotation, cellular component: extracellular region. Gene Ontology annotation, biological process: defense response. The coding region runs from base 35 to 784 and encodes 249 amino acids. The record is from RefSeq and is a predicted model, not a curated record.
UUUUUCCUCUCACUCUCUUAAUAAAAUUUCUGCCAUGGAGACCAUGCUGAGAUCCGUGGUUACUUUCACGCUCUUCACUCUUCUGUUAUCCCACAUUUCUGUGGAGACAUCAGCAACAACGAUAACAGUCUACAACAAGUGCGGUCACCCGGUUUGGCCAGGGAUCCAGCCAAGCGCUGGAAAGCUUCUUUUAGCCCGCGGUGGCUUCAAGCUUCCACCCAACAAAGCCUACUCCAUGCGUCUUCCUCCCCUCUGGUCAGGUCGUUUCUGGGGGCGUCACGGUUGCUCAUUCGACGCCUCGGGUCGAGGCCGCUGCGCCACUGGUGACUGCGGUGGCUCCCUCUUCUGCAAUGGACUUGGCGGUGCUCCGCCAGCCACACUGGCGGAAAUCACCCUGGGGAAGGACCAAGAUUUCUACGACGUGAGCUUGGUGGAUGGCUACAACAUUGCCAUGUCGAUAAUCCCUUUCAAGGGAAAAGGGAAAUGCAGCUAUGUGGGGUGCGUCAGCGACUUAAACCUGAUGUGCCCCGUGGGGUUACAAGUGAGAUCGAAUGAUAAAAAGCGAGUGGUGGCGUGCAAAAGCGCUUGCUUUGCUUUCAACUCGCCCAGAUAUUGCUGCAUCGGAGACUUUGGGAAUCCUCAGUCUUGCAAGCCAACUGCAUAUUCCAAGAUUUUCAAGACUGCUUGUCCCAAAGCCUAUUCCUACGCAUACGAUGAUCCCACCAGCAUUGCCACUUGCACACGCGGCAACUAUUUGCUCACUUUCUGCCCCUAUCGUCGCUAAUCCAUUCCUGUUUUCCAUAUACUAUCAUCAAAUUUAGAUGUCACGCCUACUACGUUCCUAUGUCGUCUCUAAUCUUUGUUUGUAGUGGAUUUUAUUAAUAGAAGCAUUAUAUUAUA